Molecule: messenger RNA, 688 nt
Organism: Caenorhabditis auriculariae
Lineage: Eukaryota; Metazoa; Nematoda; Chromadorea; Rhabditida; Rhabditidae
Source: the annotation of a GenBank genome assembly
AUGAAAUGGCUCGAACAUGUAAAAAAGCUUUGUUGAACAUUAAUAUUGUGAGAGAGAAAAGUUCAUUAGAGUUGGAGAAAAAAAAAGAUUAGAUCGAUUUGAACAAUAUAAAACAUUCAAAUUUAUGCCUUAAUUUACGUACACUUGAAAAAAAUGAUGAUAACUGAAAACACCACCCUCAUAAGCAUCUGUAUCACAUGAAAAACUUUGGCAAUAAACAAACAAAAACAAGGAAAAAGCACAGAAAUCUUCGACUUUUUCGCAAAUUCCUUGAAAGGGUGAGAAGGCAAGUGCGCUCCAGAGAAGAAAUGAGGCGCCAAAUUUGAAUUCCUCUCGUCGUAAUUCGUGACGCGCCGUUUUUUGUAUUUCUCUUUUUCUUGUAUCUCUGUUUUCUACCUUUCUAGUUCAGAUAUGGGACAGUUUUUCUCAAGCCCCGUGGCCUCUCCUACGUCUAGCAGCGAAAAUACUCCCAAAAGGACUCUGGAACUUGAUCCUCGUUCGCCGACAAAAACUUUCGAUCGAACUCCUAUCAUGUCAGUAUUUUUUUUUCAAAUUAGAACUCGUUUUAUUAAUAAAGCUCGAAAAAAAGUGCAAUUACAUUACAGGUACAAAAACGAAUCGAAGGAUCCUUCGAAUGAAACUCCGACUGGGCCGCAAACUCGGAAAUCUCUGCGCCAACAAGUUUUGA